AUGGACAGUUACCAAAGGUACCGUCUCGCCGACACACUUAACCACCUAUCAUAUCCGGACAGACUCUUCGUCCUCGAACUCUGCAUCCUUGAUAGCCGCUCUAAUAUUCAACAAGUCAGCCACCAAUUAGAGAUCAUGCGCGGGCAAUGGGCGAUGCAGCUCGAAGAGUCGCAACAUGAAUUACAGCAAAUAAAGGAGUGCCAUAUCAUGGUGAUGAGUCCCCGGAGAACUUCGACCCAUCGGAGUGAGACGACGACUCGGGAUGAGAAUAGGUGGCCGGUGGUUUUACGCAGCUUCGGUAUCAUCGCUUGA
Molecule: messenger RNA, 312 nt
Organism: Botrytis porri
Lineage: Eukaryota; Fungi; Ascomycota; Leotiomycetes; Helotiales; Sclerotiniaceae
Exons: 2
Coding region: 1-312 (103 amino acids)
Source: RefSeq, a predicted model, not a curated record